AUGUCUGUGACGAGAUCGAGUACCGGUCCUCGAUAUCUUCCUCUGAACGUCGACUCUGAUGGAGCAUACUUAUUCUUCGGUGGUGACUGCAAGAUCAAGUUCGUUUCAAAACCUGGAGAACCAUUCAAAGCGAGACAGUGGCUUAAGGCCGACUCGCCGUAUACAGGCGCAGGAAAGAAAAGUUUAGCCAACCCACCUCUUCAUUACCACCUCUAUCAGACCGAAUUGUUUCAAGUGGUUUCUGGUGUAAUGGGAUUCGUUCUCGAUGGGGAAGAAGGAAAGCUUCAUCCUGGCCAGAGGGUCGUUAUCGAGCCGUACCAAGUUCACACGUUCUGGAACGACCCAGAUUCCGGGGAGGAUCUCGUUGUAGAAGUUUCACUGAAAGGAGGUGACAGACGCGGUUUGGAUGAGACUUUCCUGAAGAAUUUCUUUGGGUAUCUCGAUGCUCAGAUAAUGGCUGGAAAAACGCCUGAUACUCUUCAAAUGUUCACUUUCAUGGAUUCUGCUGAUGUUGUUAUCGCGGACGUUCCUUUGGGAUUAGGCAGGGUGGCCAACGUCGUAAUCGGACGAGCCAUUGCCCCAUGGAUCCUUGGUUACAAGACAUCCAUUCCAGAGUUUGAACAAUCAUGA
Molecule: messenger RNA, 630 nt
Organism: Cantharellus anzutake
Lineage: Eukaryota; Fungi; Basidiomycota; Agaricomycetes; Cantharellales; Hydnaceae
Exons: 5
Coding region: 1-630 (209 amino acids)
Source: RefSeq, a predicted model, not a curated record